Messenger RNA from Passer domesticus (house sparrow), 4603 nucleotides. RefSeq names its product leucine rich repeat containing 32 (gene LRRC32). Gene Ontology annotation, cellular component: extracellular matrix. Bases 1899 to 3842 code for a protein of 647 amino acids. Gene Ontology annotation, molecular function: protein binding. The transcript has 3 exons. Lineage: Eukaryota; Metazoa; Chordata; Aves; Passeriformes; Passeridae. The record is from RefSeq and is a predicted model, not a curated record.
AACUGGCAGACACACCCAAAAUAAACACACUGUCAUGCCCCACGCACACAGCCAAACAAUGGCAUCGCCAAUAAGUUACUUAUCCUCUGGAGAAAACCCACAGCCUGAUCCUGACAGCUCCUCUGGCAAAAAUCCCCCUGUCUCUCAAUGCCUGCCCCAAGGAAGGGCUGCAGGAUGUCACACAGUAGCUGACUCCGUCCAGAGCACAGCGGUGGCUGGGACCCAGCAAGAGCCCGGGGAGGAGUGGAGAGGAAGACAAGCAACAUAAUUUAAAGCAGACACUGUCCCAAAUAAGGUUAUUUCCUUGAAAAUGCCUUCAUUCUGAAGUUAUGAGUGAACCUCUAGGUGUCCUGAAUGGGUGAACAUGAGUCUGAAGAAUAAUUGCAUCGGUACCAGGACUGAAUUGAUUUUGAAGAGCUGGACAUGCUUUUUAAAGAGAUGAAAAGCAGUGUUUGGGGAUGCAAGAAACCCUUGAAACAAGAGCCAUGAAACUGUACAUCAUCUUCUUCCUGGCAGUGGUGAACAAAGAAACCUCUAACUACCAACUCCCCGAGGGGACAGCCUGUGAAAUGGUAAGGCUGUCUCUCUACUUAGGUCCCUUGAGAUCCUGAGUGAGGUUGGGACUCCCUUGUUACAGGCACUGCACAAACAGCUACAGCCUCUGAGAAGGGAAAACCCCAGGACCAGGCUUCCUGAGAUGGCAGAGGUGGGAUUUGCAGGUUUAGGGGAUGCUUAGCAGUCUGUCAUCAGGCUGUGUCCUUGUUGUAGUCACAGCACACUAAGGGGAGGGGGAGAGGGGUGGGCAAAUAAGGGUCAUUAUCUCAGCUUUUUUCCUAAGGAGGAGCUGGUUAAAAGAAAUUUGACUUGAUGUCCCUAAGAUUGUACAGGGUUUCUGUGGCUAAGACAGAGAAAGAACUUAGACUUCAAAUAAACUUCUUUAUAUCAGUUGUUCUUUGUACUUUCAUUAAAACAUCUUCUGUUGAAUACUUCUAUACCAGCUCUUUUGUAAUAACAAAUAGACUGACUUCCUCUGCCCUGACACAGCAUUUCUGCCAGGGAAGUUGUACCUGGCUUCUGCUGGAGCGAAGAGAAAUGACAAGGACUCCUGCUCCAGUACAAAAUCUGCUCUUGAAUUUUUGCAAGCACCUGGUACAAUAUUAUAAAUGUUAUUUGCAACUGAACUUUCUCCCUUCCCUCUCCAAGUGCUUCUGACUGUACCAGGAUGUUUAAAAAUACUUUAUUUUCCCCCCUUGAACAUUGAAGCUGUUCAGCACAAAUCCUCAAGAAUUUCCAAAAUAGGAAAAAAAUAAUUUGCUAGCUGUACACAUCUCCCUUGUGGGACUCAUUCCAUUCCUGCCCACCCUGCCAUAUUGCUGCACUUCCUGAAUUCCAGAGAAAUUAAGACCUAGUGUAUAUAUAAAAAGAUCUUGGGAAGGUGACUGGGUAGCUCAGCUCCUUGGCUGGAGAGGGAACACUGAUGCAGCCUCUGUAAACAGGACAGCUGGGUCCCAUGUCAUAGUCACACGAAGGCUGGAUGAGCCACGCAAUAAUCCCAGCAGUUUCAUCCCCUUUCUUGAUGGGUCACAGACCAGGCUGAUUGCUGAGAAGUAAACACAUGCUUGCUUGCACUACUCCACUGUAAACUGCUCUCAUCAAGCCAACAACACAACUACUCUGGGAUAAAAUGAGCCCUGACAGAGAACACACUGCUGUCAGGGGCCAGGAUGCUCAUCUGAUGUAAAUCAACAGCUCAGCGUUGCUAAUGUCCAUACUGAUUGCCGUCCUUCACUGGCAUUUGGUGUGGAUCUAAACACAGCUCAAAGAAAGAAGGAGCUACUGGAUUAGCUGGUUAGCUGUCACUGACAGUCCUGCAUUGCAUCACAGCAUCACUGUUUUAUAUGGCAAACUCUCAGGCAUUUUGCCACAACAAAGACCUCCACCAAAUCCCUCACGAACUCUAUCCAAAUGUAAACAAAAUAGAUCUGUCAGGAAAUCUGAUUCAAAGCAUUCCUGAAAUGUCAUCAUCAUUUUACACUUCCCUUCAGUGCCUGGAUUUAAGCUCUAACCAGAUAAGUUUCAUCACGCCUGGAGUCUUCGCACACAUGAACAGUUUGCUGGAAAUAAAUUUAGCCAACAAUCAUUUAUAUGAGCUUGCUCAAAAUGGCACAGAGGGGAUUGGACUCUUACCCAAGGUGGAAGUACUGGACUUGUCCCACAACAGUCUGUACAGUGGGAUGGCUGAGUAUUUCAUUAAAGAAGCUCCAGCACUGCAGUAUCUUUCCUUGGCAGACAACAGUAUUAUAAUGAUUUCACAAAAGAUGUUUCAGGGAUCUCCCAAUCUUGUGGAGAUAGAUCUUCAGAGCAACAUCAUCAUGGAAAUAGAAGAAGGUGCUUUUGAGAAUCUAGUGAGCCUGUCCAAACUCAAUCUCUCAAAGAAUUCAAUUACUUGCAUCUCUGAUUUUAACCUCAGGCAGCUGGAGAUACUUGACCUCAGCAGGAACAGCAUUGAGACCUUCCACACCACAAAAUCAGAUGAUGAAUAUAGCUUAAGGUGUUUGGAUCUGAGUGAAAACAAACUGUUUCAUUUUCCAGUGUUCCCUCAGGUAAAUAAGCUGGUAACUCUGAAUUUAUCAAAGAAUUUAAUCCAGCUCACUGCUGAAACCCCUCAUAAUAAAAUGGACUAUGUGAAAAAUGAAUGGCUAAAUGCUUCUUUCCAUCUUCUUGAUCAGAAGCAAAGUAGAAACAGAAGUUCUCUUUAUUUAUCCCACCUUGUAUAUUUAGACUUAAGUUAUAAUGAAAUCAAAUCCAUUCCAGAUGAGUUCUUUGAAUCAAUGUUGUCCCUUCACACCCUUAACCUCAGUAAAAACUGUCUUCAGUCAUUUGCAGUAAGUUAUGACAGUGCAUUGAUGUCUUUAACUGUCCUUGACUUGAGCUACAAUGCUUUGCAGAGCCUUCUCCUCGAUGCUGGUGCAUUGUCAAAUUUGAAGGAGCUCUAUGUUCAAAACAACUAUCUUCAAACACUGCAGUUUGACAUCUUCUCAAAUCUUCCAAGCCUUAGACUGCUUAAUCUACAAAGCAAUAACAUCAGCCUUUGCAGCAUGUACUCAGGAUUAGCUAAGCAAAGACUUGCUGGAGAGCAAAGUGGUUGUGUAUCAUUUGUCAAUUCUCCUGCUCUUCAGUACUUGUACCUAGCUGACAACAUGCUGAACAUCCUGCCAGCAUACAGCUUCUACAAGACUUCUCUGGUUGUCUUGGACCUCUCCAUGAACCCUGGACUGAAAAUAGAGCUUAAAGCAUUAUCAGGUCUGGAAAAGUCUCUGGAAUGUUUGUAUUUAUAUGGUAAUAGCCUGAUAAAUUUAAAUAUUGACUUGCCUUGUUUUAGUCACCUUAAACAUUUAAACCUCUCUGAAAAUCAGCUGAACUGGCUGCCUAAGUGGGGUAGUGACUCUUCACUAGAGGUUCUGGACCUACGGAACAACAGGUUCAGUACAUUACAGAACAGCAAUAUUUUAGCAUUAGAAAAUUCACUUAAAAACUUGUAUCUCACUGGGAACCCACUCGACUGCUGUGGAAACAUCUGGCUUUCAUCCAUGAUCCAGAACAAAAAUGUCCAGAUCCCCAACGUGGAGCAUUUAACGUGCCAGCACACUCAGAAUUUUGGGUACCAGGAGGAAAUGCACAUCAAGAACAUUAGACCAGAAGACUGUGAAAAAGAGGAUCUGAAGAAAAUCAACUUCCUUAUUAUAUUAACAUUUGUGUUGGUUUUAUUGGUGAUCAUCAUUGGUGCAGGUUCAUUUUUUUGCUUCCGCAGGCAAAACUUUGCCCAUCAGUUUAAAGCAUAGUAACACAAAAUGUCUUGGAAACUGAAGAAAUCAGGUGCUACACUGACAGUGUGUAGAAAUAAAGGGUAAAAUUCUCAUCUUUGAUUUUCAGCUGUGGAUUUUAAAUGCUUUUGAAGUGUCCCUGAAUUACACCACUGGUACGGGUUGCAGGGAUUUGAAGGAGAAUUUGCCAUGUUUUGCUGAUCCAUGGUUUAACUCAAAGAGGAGAAAAUUUCCCGCUGUGUGCAAUAUAUAUUUAACUGAGUUUAAUGUGAAGAAAGUCAUCUCUGGGGUGAAGGCUUUUAAAAAAAAAAUCCUGGAGCAUGAAUUUCAACCAGCUAACAUUGAACUGAAAUGUUUAUAUUUCUAAGAAAAACUGUUGGAAAAUCACUGCAUAUGAUUACAUUUCAAUGCAGAGGAAUAGUAUAUCUAUUUUUAAAGGCCACAGGAGAUUAGACUGCAAAAAUGUGUUUUGAAGGUACCAGUGUGAAAUAAUGCAAAGGGACCCCAGUCCUGGGCCAUUAUUCAGAUCUUUCUACUGUCUUUCCCCCAAAAUAUAUUAUUGUCUAAAGGAUGUGCUGCAAGAAAAGUUCUGUAGGUCCUCAUUCAGUGAAUGUCAAAACUACCACACUACAAAAUGAUGUAUAAUUAUAUUUUUUAAGCAAUUAUGAAUGAAACUGGCAGGUGGUUUUCAUUGUGGAAUUUUGUACAAUAAAAACAAAUUUGAAUUUUGUAAAAAGCACAAGGCAGUGGAUAUAUUAAAGCACUAGCUUGGAAUGCUC